This is a messenger RNA of Cercospora beticola, 1500 nucleotides long. RefSeq names its product inositol phosphosphingolipid phospholipase (gene ISC1). The record is from RefSeq and is a predicted model, not a curated record. Gene Ontology annotation, molecular function: sphingomyelin phosphodiesterase activity. Lineage: Eukaryota; Fungi; Ascomycota; Dothideomycetes; Mycosphaerellales; Mycosphaerellaceae.
AUGACCUCCUCUCCAGAAGAAGAAGACCUCCCCUCCACCAUCCGCAUCAUCUCCCUCAACUGCUGGGGCCUAAAAUUCAUCUCCAAAUUUCGCCACGAACGCCUCCUCGAAAUCGGCCACCAAAUCGCCACCGCCUCUCCCCAACCCCAAAUCGUCGGACUCCAAGAAUGCUGGACUCAAGAAGACUUUCUCGCCAUUCAGUCCCAAACUCAACACAUCCUCCCAUAUUCCAAAUUCUACUGGUCCGGAAUCUUCGGCGGCGGUUUAGCAAUUUUAUCGCGAUGGCCUAUUGAAGAAACUUCUAUGGUGAGGUAUCCUUUAAAUGGAAGACCUGCUGCUUUUUGGAGAGGGGAUUGGUAUGUUGGAAAGGGAGUAGCUUGUGCGAGGGUGAGGUUUGGGAAACAUGAAAAGGAGGUGGUGGAGGUUUUUGGAACGCAUUUACAUGCUCCUUAUGAGAAAGAGCCGAAUGAUAGUUAUAUUUGUCAUCGGACGGCGCAGGCUUGGGAAAUUGCGAAGUUGAUGCGUCAUGCGAGGGAACGGGGACAUGUGGUGGUGGGGUUGGGGGAUUUUAAUAUGGUGCCGGGGAGUUUGGCGUGGAGGAUUGUGGAGGGGUUUGGUGGCGGGGUUAGGGAUGUUUGGAGGGUUGUGUGGCCGGAGAGUUUGGAGGGGAGUGCGGAGCUUGCGGGGAAUGGGAGGGUGCCGAGUGCGAAGGAGUGUUUGGAUGUUCAUGGGGCGACUUGUGAUUCUAAGUUUAAUACUUGGAGGUGGAGUGAGCAGAUGCGGAAGGAUUUGCAUCGGGGGAAAGAGGUUAAGGAGACGGAUCCUGAGGAGGAGGAUUUGAAGGCGAAGAGGUUGGAUUAUAUUUUCUUUGCGGAUAAUGCUGCUCAGACGGGGUAUGGAUGGGAGAUUCAGGACGUGGAAGUUGGGAUGAGGAUGCGACAUCCGACCUUGAAGUGUUCGCUGAGUGAUCACUUUUCGAUUGAAACGACGUUGGUUCGGAAACAGCAAUCCACAACAACGACAACGGCGAAACCGACACCGCUUGUCAAGCACCUCCCUCAAGCAACAUACGCUUUGAUCCAAGACAUGAUCGCCUCGUACGACCUCCGGGAACGCAAACAACGCAAAUGGCGAAUUGCACACUUCUUCGCCUCUUUCUCCAUUUCCAUCGGCUGUCUCAUCGCUGUCUGGUGGUCGCCGCGAAAUUACGUCGCUUUCCUCCUCAUGCUUCUCAGCACAUUAGGUCUCAGCACAGGAGUCAUCGAUGGACUAAUGGGUUUCUUGUUCGUGGGAAGUGAGCUCCGCGCUUUACGUGAAUUCAAAUACGAGAUCGAUCUUGCAGCCGAACAAGCGCGAGAGCGAGAGGAGACAUCAUCAACGAGGGGGGAUAGUAAUGUCGAUGGAGGAGUAAGAACGGAGAGCAGUGCGCAACUUCUAGAGAGUGAAGUCACAGAUAGGGAAGAGAUACAAAAAGAAACAGGCAUCGAGAGGAGACGAUAG